This is a messenger RNA of Sclerotinia sclerotiorum 1980 UF-70, 705 nucleotides long. RefSeq lists its product with no specific name. Bases 1 to 705 code for a protein of 234 amino acids. Lineage: Eukaryota; Fungi; Ascomycota; Leotiomycetes; Helotiales; Sclerotiniaceae. Gene Ontology annotation, biological process: transmembrane transport. The transcript has 5 exons. Gene Ontology annotation, molecular function: transmembrane transporter activity. Gene Ontology annotation, cellular component: membrane. The record is from RefSeq and is a predicted model, not a curated record.
AUGGGGGAUCGGUAUGGAAGGAGGAAGCUUAUGGCGUUAUCUUUAAUUGGAGUUGGAUUAUCUUUGGUAGAAAUCUUUGUUCCCAACGUUCUCCUCUGCAUCCCCGUCUUCCUCGUCGGAACUCUCAGAUACACAACCCUUAACCUCCUAAUCCAAUAUUCCUCCGUUCGUUUCAACACCAAGAUAUCUCAAGGAGCCAUGUUCUACACCGAAACAGCUGUUAUUAAUAUAUUUCUUUUUCUUUUCCUUCUCCCGAGGGUAACCGCUUUCAUACAAUCGAAAAAUUCUGUUAGGACGGAGAAAAUUGAUCUGGCACUUAUGAGGAUUAGUGUAAGCUUUCUUUUGCUGGGGUCUCUUGCUAUAGGAUUGGCACCAACGAGUGGCUGGAUUCCAGUUGGGGUUUCUAUUUUUGCCGCAGGCUUCGGUUCUCGCAUCUCAACACUCUCCCUAAUAUCCCAUUUCAUCCCCGCCUCCUCCCUCGCCACCCUCUACGCUUCCAUAGCCGUGCUCGAAAACAUCGGCCACGCUAUCAAUGACCCUUCUAUGCAACAUAUAUUUGCCGCCACUUUACAUCUACCGUCUUUUUGGCACGCCUUACCUUUCUUCGUUGCUGCUAUAUGUUAUUUCCUAGCAGUUAUAUCCACAAUCUUCAUAAAUAUUGAUACUGAUGAGUUGAAAACAAGAGAUAAUGGGGUGGAGGAAUGA